Suillus plorans is the source of this 2748-nucleotide messenger RNA. RefSeq lists its product as uncharacterized. The coding region runs from base 1 to 2748 and encodes 915 amino acids. NCBI's taxonomy places the organism in Eukaryota, Fungi, Basidiomycota, Agaricomycetes, Boletales, Suillaceae. The record is from RefSeq and is a predicted model, not a curated record. The transcript is spliced from 11 exons.
AUGUCGCAGAGGGUCACAAUGACCGUACUUUGUCAUACAGGCCCACGGACCACAUCUGCAAGCCUGACCCGUAUACGAGCAGACCGCCUGCAAGCUGAGAGAGAGCUCCAACUUCAAGCUCAAGAUCAACGUCACACACAGCAGGCUGCCCUCGCUGUGGAGGCUUCGCUGGAAGCUGGGUCGACUUUCGAUACAAUGGACCAGUUUUACGAUGGUGAAUCGUUGAUGCAGCGUUCAGACAGCAGUGAUGGCAACACGGACACAGACACGGAUACAGACACGGACACGGACAGCAACAGUAAUGAGGGCCAUUACUCAGUCGAAUCCCGGCUACUCUCUGCCUAUGCUAGGCUGCAGUUACAAAACAGCUCGUUGAAACACCGUAGUGACCAACGGACACGAGAAGCACGCUACACCAAUAUGCACGCUUCAUGGUGCUUGCAGCUGCCUGCACUGACAAAUGCGUAUCUCACUUGGAAGCAUAACAGUUCGCUCAAUGUCGCUCUAACUUCGGCUCACAAGUUCCAGGUCACAGCGGUGCAUGUCUUUGAACUAGACUACUUUCACGAUAUCACACAACAGCACGAAGAAGUCGCGAAUGUGUCUCUAUUGCACGUGGGUCUACUUGGCUGCUCUCCUACUGCACCGACUGUUGCAAUUAGCCUGCAAUGUCUUGAGCUCUAUCAUCAGCUUCGACGACAGCAAUCUUCAUUCAGCAUCCAGGCAUUCACAAAGGUCUUGUGCGCAAUACAUAAUGUCAAUUACGCGCAAACAUUCCGUGAUCAAUUUUCGAUCGCAUUCGAUAUCUAUCUCACAAUACUUCGUAGUGUUCGGUCUCAAGUGGACAUGGCACUCGGCCGCACAGAUCCUGACUGGCGCCUUCGACAUGGUUGUCCGCCGUGCACGUUUGAGCAACCUAAUGAAUGUCCGCUGUAUCCUGCCAGUCUCAAAGCAAUGGAUGGGAACAAUUCUGCGAAACGCAUGGCAAAUGCCGGCAGUGCCGACCUCCGCAUCUUUCCCAGCAGAUACAUGAUUCCCCCGGAUCAAGUUGACGUGUUCAAGGAUGACAUACGACUACGUCCUGCCGCUAACUCAACAGAGGAGAACACUGUCCGUGUUUUUGAACAGACUGGUAUCUUUCUCUCUGCGUGUCGACACGGAAUCAUUCAAACGGUCACUGAGAUGCGUUGCAGUGGCGAGCUUGCGAAAUAUCCUCUCGCUACUAUCAAUAAGCUUCUCGACGUCUUCGGUGACAAUCAAGCCAUUGGUAGUGAUAUCGGUUGCAGCUUAUCUAAGACAGUCGCCACCAGCUCUAUACGAGACAAAGCCUUCGAUCGUAAACUUUCGCUGUUGGUGAAUGCAUUCCACGGACACGCUCACAACCGCAAAUGCCAGCUGCAGUAUCACCCCAUGUACCUACGUGGCUUCGGACUUAAAGAUCUCGAAACUUGUGAACAUAUUUUUGCAAGCUCGAACGCUGCAGCGUGUCUCAUUCGUCAUGCAUCGCAUUUUCACUAUGGUCAGUUCCUAGACCUGCAUUUCGACCAAUGGGACAUGGAUAAAUAUUUGGAACUCAGCCGCUUUAUUUUCAAUAACUACAAACAAGCGGUUACCCUGAUUGAUGAUUUUACCAAAGAACUCGACGCCUACCGCUUAUCCUUUCCUGACCAAGCCAUGGAUUUCGAGACUUGGGUAACCGAAGAACUCGCAUAUCUGGAGUCCGUUGCAUCGGAGCCUGCACGCGACGCUCUCGCAGUCGAUUACGUUGAAGCGCUUGAGAAGCUCAACACGUACCAACAACAGUUCGACUCGUUUGGAACUGAUAAAUUUCUGACGUACUUGCCAUCAUCAUUCACACCUGACUCUGGGUUGAGUGUUGCAGCUUCUCAAUCAACUAAGCAGGCACAAGCGGCUCGGCGUGCAGUGGAACACCAUCUUCAAAUUCAAAUCAAUGUUGUUGAGGAUCUCGAGACCCGCCUCGACAUUGCUGAACGGUGGACACCUGGAUAUUCAGAUUAUCGGGAGACACUUGAAUAUAGCCGACGACGGAAAUUCAUUCGUGCGGUCGAAGAUCUUGAGGGUCUUGUCAUCCAGCACUUGUUUGAGUUGUCUAAAGCUAAUCUCUCGUCAACCGGCUAUAAACUUCGAAGACAAAUAUCUCGAGCCAUCGUCAAACGAUCGGGUGCAAUUCGUACUGCACUAGACAAGUACAACAAGCUCGCUGUCGUGCAAAAUCCACGAAGGCCAACACUACAAUAUAGUGAGAUUCUGUCUUAUGUGGCCCUUGGCGAGUUUGAUAUCCUCAAACAUUCACGACACGAUAUCCUGACCAAGCCUUGGAGCAACACCACACAUCGUCAGAUGGGUGUCAAGUACUUCAAGAUUCUCCGAGCUCGUGAGGAGAUUACUCGACUCAAUGUUGAAAUCCGCCGCUUGCACGCUUGGAUCGAUGCUGAGGAUUCUGACAUCAAACACGUGGCCACUGAGCUUGAGCUAACUAACCCUCCGCUUGCGUCAGAAAUUUGGAGGCUGUAUCAUCGGCAGCGGAGGGUCAAUGAUGUGCACCGUGUUCGUAUCAAUCGCAUAUAUUCACUUGAAGGAUUUACUGGCUGUGUUCCUUCUGAUGUGACCGCAACAGAUGACUCAUUGGACUCUGUAGAUGAAGUCUCAGUAGAGAUGAUUGAAGAUGAAUUAGAAGGAGACGAGGCGGCACGAUUUGACUUAUGUAUUCAGCAGAUGUCAUUGUAG